AUGAAUUUAAAAAAUAGUCCAGCGUCUCAGCUCAGAUCAUUUACAUUGAGCAUGCCUUCAUACCUGGGGAUGAAAAAUAAGCUAGAUUUAGAAGUAAGCUCUGCGAAAUCAAUUAUUCCUUCAUCCAGAAGGUCGUCAGGAAUUCUUAGUCCUUCUACAAGUGCCACAACGAGGCCGAGAAUUCAGAGUUUUGAUAUUUCACUUAUUCAAGGAUUUGAAGAUGGACAGCCCAGGACUCAUAAUUAUAUUAAUUAAUUUAAAUAACUUUUUCCCGUCUUGUAGUUACUUCAGCACACAUAUAGGCUUUCAUUAAGGCUCGCUCUUAUUCCUCUUGGGCAGAGGUCCAUGUGCAACAUCCGAAUCCUAAAUUUAUAGAGAAAAUGAAUUUGCGGAGAGAAUUAUCUAUUUAUCCGAAGCCAUUUAUUAUUCUACAGCCAAGGACUCAAAUCCUUCCGUUUAUGACUCCCGCUAAAGCAUUAUACUCGUUUAUGCAAAUCUGAUUAUUUUAUAUUAAUUAUCAGUCUAAUUUAUUAUGAGAAAGAUUAUUGGCUUUGUGAAUAGCAAUAAUAUAAGCAAUUUAUAGCGGUAUAGAUUAUUUACCCUUUAUCUAUGCUCAGAAUGGUUACGAAAAGACAAAUGAAUUGAUCAAAAAGUCUUUUGGACGCAAAAGUGACGCUUCUUUGCCUCUUAUCCGAAAAGAAUCAUGCUUAGACAUGCUGGCAGGGAUCAGGGAAAGUCGAGCGAAAAACAGACCGAACAAAGAAAUUUUAACCCACAAAAACAAAUCUUUGGAUUUGUCUUAG
Messenger RNA from Blepharisma stoltei, 803 nucleotides. The record is from the annotation of a GenBank genome assembly. Lineage: Eukaryota; Ciliophora; Heterotrichea; Heterotrichida; Blepharismidae.